AUGCAUUUAAUUAAAAAGCCAAUUACAACUCAAAUCCCUAUGUAUUGUGCUUUUUCAUUCCUUGUUAUUGCUGGCGGUAAAACUGUAUUACUUAUAAAUGAAAUAACACAAGGAACAAUUUGGGAAAUUCCAUUAACAGUAUAUAUGUUAUUUAAUUGGCUUUGGUUAUUAGGAACUCUUAUCUAUUUAAAUUGUGUUGAUCCUGGAUAUAUGCCAAGAUUUAAACCAUUUGGAUUUCCAGUAAAACAGUUUUAUAAUGUAAAAUAUCAAAAUAAAAUACUACCAAGAAAUACUUGUGAAACAUGUAAUUUAGUAAGACCAUUAAGAGGAAGUCAUUGUAGAAUAUGUAAUAGAUGUGUUAAUGAAUUUGAUCAUCAUUGUGGAUGGAUUGGAAAUUGUGUUGGAGAAAGAAACAAAGGAAGAUUUGUUGUAUUUGUUUGUGUAGUAUUUAUGAAUUCUGUCACUGCUUGGUUAAUUAGUUUCUAUCACAUUUUAUUUAUGCCAGGUGGUUCUAUAAUAAAUCUUCUGUUCAUUAUUAUUAUCUUCUUUAUGUUUUCAAUUACUAAUUUAAUGUUAGGAUCAUUAUUCAUCUCUCAUAUAUAUCUUGCUCUCAAUGGUAAAACUACUUAUGAAAAUAUCAAGCUCACAAAACAAAAAUAUCGUGCUUAUGAACAAUUCUUAGAAGAAAAUGGUGUAUCUCAUAAAUGUCAUUGUAAAAAAUGUGAUAAGAAAAAAUCUUCUCAAAAUGAUAAAGAUGAAGAACAAAUUAAUGAAUCAUGUGAAAUUAAAAGACAAGAAAACAAUAACAUUUUUACCCAAAUAGAAAGAAAAAGGAAAGAAAUUCUUUUAAGAAAACAAUUUUCUUUGAAAUAUAAAAAUGAAACAUCUCCAUAUCCAAGAGGUUUUACUAAUUUUUUUCAUAUUAUAUUUAAACCAUCUCCACCAUCAUUUAUUUAA
Molecule: messenger RNA, 957 nt
Organism: Entamoeba nuttalli P19
Lineage: Eukaryota; Evosea; Mastigamoebida; Endamoebidae
Product: DHHC zinc finger domain containing protein
Exons: 1
Coding region: 1-957 (318 amino acids)
Biological process (GO): peptidyl-L-cysteine S-palmitoylation; protein targeting to membrane
Cellular component (GO): endoplasmic reticulum; Golgi apparatus
Molecular function (GO): protein-cysteine S-palmitoyltransferase activity
Source: RefSeq, a predicted model, not a curated record